ACGCAUGCAGGCUGGAUGUCAACAUGUACUUCAUGUGCCUUCGAUUUAAAGUAAACUCUUUAUUAACCGCCCUAGUUCCUCUUUUGUAAUAGCUGACACACAUGGAUGACUUCACACUUCCGGAGAAUGAAGGAGACCUUCAGGAUCAAAUUGAAGAGGUCGAGGCUCUGUCGUCCAUCUAUGGAGACGAGUGGUGCGUCAUCGACGAAGCCUCCAGAAUAUUCUGCAUCAAAAUAUCCGACGACUUGGAAGAGCCAAAACUGACGGCAUGUUUGCAGAUCAUUCUUCCACCUGAUUACCCGAGCGCCGCUCCGCCCAUCUACCAGAUCAAUGCGGCGUGGCUUCGAGGCCCCGAGAGGAGCUCGCUGGCGAGCGGCCUGGAAGACCUCUACGUGCAGCAUGCGGGGGAGAGCAUCCUCUACCUGUGGGUGGAGAUGGUUCGACAGUUCCUCGUGGGGAAAUCCCGGAGCUCGGAAACAGCGGACGCUUCAGAGAAGGUGAACAUGACGGCCGAAGAGGAAGAGGAGGAUGAUGAAGACACACCUGACUUCAGGACCCUCGGGCUGAACACAGAACACUCCCAUCUUCUCAUGGAUGGUGUGAACGAUGAAGAGGCUCCUCCCAUAAAACACGGGGACACCAUCACAGACCGACGCAGCACCUUCCAGCCUCACUUAGCAGCCGUGGUGACGCCCAGACAGGUGAAGCUGUUCCUGGGGAAGCUGAACGAGAACAAGAAGAUCGCCAGUGCCACUCACAAUGUCUACGCCUUCAGGAUCUACCGUGAGGACCAGAACAGUUUCCUGCAGGACUGCGAGGACGACGGAGAGACCGCCGCGGGGGGCCGGCUGCUCCACCUGCUGCAGAUUCUGGACGCCCGUAACGUGGCGGUGGUCGUGUCCCGGUGGUACGGAGGCAUUCUGUUGGGUCCGGACCGCUUCAAGCACAUCAACAACUGUGCCAGGAACAUCCUGGUGGAGGAGGGCUACGCCGCCUCGCCGGAGGACGCCAACAGACCCGGAGCCAAGGCCAAGAGGUCAAAGGGCAGGAAGGCAAAGUGAGAAGAACAAGAGGGAAGAAGAGAAAGGGGGGAUUUGUUUGCAAUUACGAAUUAAUUAAUUCGAGUUGACGGCGUAAGUGCUGCUGCUGUGUGGGUUUGUGGGGUUUUAAAGUGUUUUAAAGUGUUCCGUGACUCUGUGUGUGGGAGGAGUCAGAAACAGAGAGUGACCCGUCCUCCUGGGACCUGAGAAGCUCUGACAGCCUGAAAUAAAGCGUCCGCAGCCUUCAGCUCCUGGAGCGGCCCCUGGGCUCAGACAAGAGCCCAAAGGGCCCCUCCGCCUGCACUGCAGUGUGUAGUUCUUUAGCCUCUCUUUGUUGUUGUUGUUGUUGUGUGUCUCUUUGUAUUUGUUUUAGUGUUUUUUUACUUAUUUUUCAUCUGGCUUUGCCCUUCUUUGUCCUUUUGCAGCUCUAUGUAGUCGUUGUGUGUCUCUUUGUUGUCGCUGGUUGUCUUUUUGUGUCUUUUUGUAGUCACUUUAUGUCUCUUUGUGGUUGUUUUGAGUCUUUGUGGUUUUGUUAUCUCUUUGUGGUUGUUUUGUCUCUUUGUAGUUGUUUUGUUUCUCUUUGUAGUUUUGCAUCUCUUUGUGGUCGUUUUGUGAUCAUUUGUGUCUCUUUGUGGUUGAUUUGUGUCUCUUUGUGGUUGUUUUGUUUCUCUUUGUAGUUGUUUUGUGUCUCUUUGUAGUUGUUUUGUGUCUCUUUGUAGUUGUUUUGUUUCUCUUUGUAGUUUUGCAUCUCUUUGUGGUCGUUUUGUUACGGUCAUUUGUGUCUCUUUGUGGUCGUUUUGGAUCUGUGUUGUCAUUUUGAGUCUUUGUUGUUGUUUUACAUCUUUCUUGCCAUUUUGUGUCUCUUUAUUGUCAUGUUGUGUCUUUUGAGAUGUAUUGUGUCUCUUUGUAGUCGUUGUGUGUCUCUUUGUAGAUAUUUUGUGUCUCUUUUGUUGUUUUACUCCUUUUUCAGUCAUUGGAAAUAUCUUUGUGUGUCUUUUUAACUGCUUUGCAUGUCUUUCUCAUGUUUUCUGUGUCUCUUUGUCAUCAUUUUAAUAUCAUCUUUGGUCAUUUUUAGUCUGUUAUUUUCUGUAAUAUCCCCAAACCCCGUGGAAGCAUCCCGUUGGCUUCGUCUCAAGGGAACCGGCGUGAGACACAAAUCCCGGCAGCAUUAAAAUGUCUCGACUUGUAAUUGUUAUUUCAGGUUUGACUGAAAUGAGAUGUUGACAUCAUUAAACAGCCAAACCCAG
Molecule: messenger RNA, 2287 nt
Organism: Pseudoliparis swirei
Lineage: Eukaryota; Metazoa; Chordata; Actinopteri; Perciformes; Liparidae
Gene: impact
Product: impact RWD domain protein
Exons: 11
Coding region: 102-1061 (319 amino acids)
Biological process (GO): regulation of translational initiation
Cellular component (GO): cytoplasm
Molecular function (GO): protein binding
Source: RefSeq, a predicted model, not a curated record